UUUGCCAUAAUAUAUAAAGCCUCAGCUUUGUGUGCAGUUUCAUGAAAAAGUACAUAUCAGUGUCAACGGAAAGAGAAGCAAGCUAUUGUCUUUCUUCUGUUGCCCAUAUUGCUUUAAUAACAAGUUUGAAAAAUUCAUAUUUGUUAAAAACUGCGGUACUGUUGUUUUUGAAUAAGUCAAUAACUUGAUAUUUUUCUACUGUAAAUUUAAAGACGUUAGAUUUUUAUUUUUUUUUUAUUUUUUUUAUUGCUUUUUAUUUAUUUAUUUAUUUUUUUUUUGCUUUUGUUUGAGAAUUUUAACAGCAUUCGUACUAGUGUUAGUUUAGUUUACCAUUGCCGUCAUGGUUCAAUAAACGCAGUUAGUUUAUGUAACCGAAAAGAACAUAAAGACGACUCUUGCAGGUAUCUAACUGCGAGAUAUUUUUAUUUUCUUAAGUUUACAGUUCCAGUAUUUGUGUCUAAAUGAACAUGGUCGGUGUUAUCGUGGAAAUGCAUGCUUGAACACCUCUUAAUCAUUCAUCAACGAUUACGUUUUUUUCCCCUCUUUUUUUUUGGAAGACUAAUCGUUUACAUGUGUUGAAUGACCCCGUUUGGCUGAUGUAAAAUCAAUGGAGAUUGGAGUUUCCAUGUUUCCACUCAAAAGCAUAUGUUCGGUUUACUGUACAAUUAAAAGUGGUGAAUGAUGGUAAACAUGGAUACACAGAGACAUUUCGACAAACAAGGGAGCAGAUUUAAAAGCCUUUUCUUGGGCUUUAUACUUAUGUGCAACUUUCAAGAUAUUAGUGGCCAGGAGAGGGCGCUGCAGAGCAUUAUAGGAUACCGCGGGAUAACCGGCGUGGUCCACAUAGAACCCAAUUUUAGGGUGAACACUUCCUUGGCUGUUCUUACUUUUCCUAACAUACGGGAGGUACACAUUGUGGAGAUCCGGGAAAAUAGGGUGCUUACUGACGUAAUGGAGAGGUGUCAGGACAGGGACCUAGGACGAAGAUACAUCAUUGAGACGUGGCUACUUGUCCCUGGCCAAGAACAUCGAUAUUUUGUCUUGACCUCUGAUGCACGCUCACUUAAUGGUAGAUCAAUUUUGCUGACUAACACCGAAACCGGAGAGAGAGUAUGCGGUACUCUUGAAUCACGUGGAUUACAUAAUACAGCUGAAGCGAAAUUCCUCUCCAGAAUUGGAGGACUCGUGACAUUUAGACAACCAGAAAAUGACAGUGUUGCAGACACGUCUAUUAGAGUCAACCUCUUCAAAACACAAGAAGAAAACCCAACUGCAGAAACUCUUUACUGGUUCCUAGUUCCAAAUCCAGAUCGAGAUCAAUACAAGACGACCCUGGACGCAGAAUGUCGUCUGCCUCUGCCGUUCCCGCCCUCUCUCCCACAGCUGUAUGCGAUGUCUCGCAGAUUCGGUCGUAUGCGAAUUGGCGCCAACAAGAACGAGGCAACUUACACUUUCAUUGAUACCGGGUUUCCACUGUCAGGGCUGAGGACAGUUAUUGGAAAUAUUUUGGUGUUAGCCAAGGGAACAGGCGAAAUCAUCUCAUGUGCAUUUAUAAGAGAAAUUGAGCCAAAACAAGCGACUGCAUCUGUAUUUAAUGACGGCGUUAAAGGAACAGUUAAGUUUUAUCAAAGAUCCCCGUAUGAUAUAACGGUUGUAAGAAUAUUACUGAACAAUCUGCGGGGUCUGGCUGGUGGUUACCACAUUCACAAAUGGCCGGUACCCCAAAAGCUUACCGCAUCGGACAAUGUAUGUGAUGACAAUAGUAUCAGUGGCCAUUUUGACUUUCUAAGAGAAAAACCGAAGUCCCCUCCGCCUCGAACCGGAACUGCUGACCAAUACGAAGUAGGUGACUUAAGUGGUAAGUAUGGACUCCUGACUGAGCAGGACAGUUUCAGUGGGCAAUUUAGAGACGACAAUUUACCUUUAUUUGGAGAGUAUAGUAUUAUAGGACGUUCCUUUACUAUCCACCGAUCUUACGAGAAUGAGCGAUGGGUCUGUGCAACCAUUCAACCGGUAGGUAGAGUUACCAAAGCCGUGGUCAAAUUCAUGGGACCUGUCAUCGGCCGAAUUGUGUUUGCGCAGACUCGGAAUGACUAUUAUUCUGAUACGCACGUGUUUGUGGAAGUAAGUUAUGCCAACGGAAUACAAAAACCAACAUUUAAUCAUAACUGGCAUGUGCAUGAAGAUCCUGUUUGUGAUUUAUUUAAUGAUAGACCUUGUAACUGUUCGGCGGCAGGGGGGCAUUUUAACCCUUUUCGUGUGGACGUUAAAGGAAAUUAUGCAGCUAAGUGUACAUUUUCCAACCCCUUCAGAUGUGAACUUGGAGAUCUAUCCGGCAAAAAGCAAACAAUUAAUGUUAGAAGCAACAAUACUGUUUGGUAUCGGAAUUACUUUACAGACACGAACUUGCCUUUGGGAGGCCCGCUCAGCAUUGUAGGAAAAUCUGUCGUAAUACACGACGAAAACAAAGGCAAGGGGCGUUUGGCAUGUGCAAACAUUUUCGAAGUUCCAGCUCGGGCUUUGUUGGUCGAAAAGUGGUACAGCUCGGAACCAUCUUCUGUAACGGGGCUUUUCGAAUUCGUCGGAAAUGUUCCACAGUAUGAAGAUGCGAUCACGUGGACCUCUUUACGUUUGUCGGGGUUACAAGGUCAAGCUGCAGGGUAUCACAUACACACCGAACCAGCCAAUCCAGUUUCUCCAAAUCCUUGUGAAAAUAACAUUGUUAGUGGGCAUUUAAACCCAUUUUUCAUAAACCAAACCAACAGCCCACCCACAGGAACGGGAACCCACGAUUUGUAUGAAAUAGGUGAUCUAAGUGGCAAAUAUGGAUCUAUUCUGGAGGGCAGGGAUACAAUUCUAGCCUCAGGACCUGAUAAUUUUUUGCCAGUUUCUGGUCCAUUGAGUAUCAGUGGAAGAUCUUUGGUCAUUCAUCGGAGUGAUGGAUCGAGAUGGGUGUGUGGAAACAUCGAGGAAAACACUGAGAUGUCUGGAGGAAGGGCUGUACAAAUGAUUGCUAGGUUUACCAGAGGCCUUUUGAAUGGUUUUAUUUUACUGAAACAGUAUGUUUAUACUGAUAACACGACAAGCGACACUGAAAUACUGAUAGACUUAAAAUUUAGAAACAACGAAAAAUUAAGGGUAAUGGGCCUUAACUGGCACGUGCACGUGCAUAGCAUUGUAGAGGGAGGCACCUGCCAGGAUGCCGGUGCACACUACAAUCCUUAUGUUGUUAAUACCGUGCUCGGGUAUGACGAGUGUUCGUUUACAAAUCCCUAUCGUUGUGAACUGGGAGACACAAGCGGAAAGCACGCUGUAUAUGAAAUAGGUGGAGGUCCAAGAUUUUUCACUGAUGUUAAUUUGCCGCUGAUUGGUCGAUUUGGAGUGGCCAACAGAUCAUUUGUAAUACACGAACCUAACAGGGGACCCGGAAGAAUUGAUUGCGCCAAUAUCGUCCCAAUUCUAUUAUAAUAUAUGUACUUUGGUUUGGAAUAAAACACGUUUUCUUAUUA
Ostrea edulis (European flat oyster) is the source of this 3509-nucleotide messenger RNA. RefSeq lists its product as uncharacterized. Gene Ontology annotation, biological process: superoxide metabolic process. Lineage: Eukaryota; Metazoa; Mollusca; Bivalvia; Ostreida; Ostreidae. The record is from RefSeq and is a predicted model, not a curated record. The transcript has 10 exons. Bases 679 to 3468 code for a protein of 929 amino acids. Gene Ontology annotation, molecular function: metal ion binding.